AUGGAGCAAUGGGAUGACGACACCAGCUAUUUGGAGAUGAUAAGAAUGGUUUCAACCAGUGAGGAGGCGAUACCAGCAGCUACAUGGGACGAAAUUGUGCUGGACCAAUCAAGUGUGAGCACUCAGCUGCUCAUAAUGGACUGUGAUGUGUUCUUCGUCCGGGACGGCCUAUCCAGCAAACCUCGGCAAAUUGUGAUGCUCACCGGUUUGGUCUAUGUGUUUAGAUCGAGUCGGGGGUGUUACAAACCCUGUGAUCGAAGCACCAGCACCACCGCGACCAACACAAGGACGUUGUUAUUCCUUAGACAAAGAGAAGAUAAAGCUGUUUCAAGAACGGAAAUUUUAAUUCUCAAGCACGACGGGGACGAAACCCUUCGGAAGAGGAAACGUACGAAACCCUCCUCGAAAGGAAAGAGGCGGAUGGAGCAAUGGGAUGACGACACCAGCUACUUGGAGAUGAUAAGAAUGGUUUCAACCAGUGAGGAGGCGACACCAGCAGCUACAUGGGACGAAAUUGUGUUGGACCAAUCAAGUGUGAGCACUCAGCUGCUCAUAAUGGAUUGUGAUGUGUUCUUCGUCCGGGACGGCCUAUCCAGCAAACCUCGGCAAAUUGUGACGCUCACCGGUUUGGUCUAUGUGUUUAGAUCGAGUCGGGGGUGUUACAAUGAUCAAUAG
Messenger RNA from Microthlaspi erraticum, 675 nucleotides. The record is from the annotation of a GenBank genome assembly. Lineage: Eukaryota; Viridiplantae; Streptophyta; Magnoliopsida; Brassicales; Brassicaceae.